AUGUGUAUGGAGAUGGGAAAGUGUGGGCACGUGAUUGAGCGCACCAAAAUAUGCUACAGGGAGAGAAUCUCAUUCCAUUUCCUCAUCUCCUACUUUCUUCUUUCCGCCAUGUCCAGAUUUUUCGCUUCCCGUUCUGUUGCUGCCAUUUCCAGAUUGGCUGCUCCGCAAUUGGCCAGAAGAGCCCCAAUUUUGUUGAACACCAGAACUUUUGCCUCUUCUUUGCGUGUCGCCAAUGCCUCCAAAGAAUUGCUUGAAGUGGUGAAAUCUGAACACAAACUUGCCACCUCUGUUGAAAACGAGUUGGCUCCAGACCACGCGGAGUACUUGACCAGAAGCGGUUUCAAGGUGUCCGAGGUGGAAAACGAGUCCAACGUCCAAUUGUCCAAGACUUUGGAGUCUGGCGAAGUGCUUCAAGUGUUCUUCGACAUUGACGAAGUUACCGACGUUUCUUUCGGUGCACCUGAGGCUGCUGAGGAGGAAGAGGCUGGCGAGAAGUUCGAGGACGAGCUUUACCAAUACGAGUCUACCUUUGCCAACGUCAAGGUUUUCGUGUCGAACCCAGCCAAAAACGAUGGUCUUUUCUUCAACUUGAUGUUGCAAAGCUCAGAAGAAGAAUUUUUCGUGGACUACUUCAACUACAAGCCUGAUGCAUCUGCUUUCAUCAAGCAGGUUGAACAAGACGGCACCUUCUUGGGCAAGUUCGAGUACCAGGGUCCUCGUUUCUCCAACUUGGACGAGUCUUUACAGGCUGCUGUUGAGAAGUACUUGCUGGACAAAGGUGUUGAUGCCGAAUUGGCUGACUUUAUCUUUGGAUUUUCCGAAGUGAAGGAGGAAAACUCGUACAGAUCCUUGUUGUCUAAUGUUUCCCAAUACUUGGAGCACAACUAA
Molecule: messenger RNA, 888 nt
Organism: Clavispora lusitaniae ATCC 42720
Lineage: Eukaryota; Fungi; Ascomycota; Pichiomycetes; Serinales; Metschnikowiaceae
Gene: MAM33
Product: Mam33p
Biological process (GO): cytosolic ribosome assembly
Cellular component (GO): mitochondrial matrix
Source: RefSeq, a predicted model, not a curated record